AUGUCGACGGUUGUAAAAUUGAUUUGGGCCUUUUUCGCCGUCGCCAUCGGCUCCAUCACCGAACCAACGACCAGCAAAUUGGAACCGUACAUCGAAGAGGUCCCCGCUGUGGAAACCACCGGCAAGCGAAAUUCGAACGCGGAUUUCGGGAAAUCCGACGAUGCAUCGAAUGCUAAAGCGGUGAAAACAGCGAAUGUUGCGGUGCAAACUGGCGAUGGGACGGGGGAAAGGCAUUGGAAAAUGCAAGAGGUAAUCGAUAGCGUGCUGGCUUCGAAGGAAUUCGCUGGGAAACUCGAAGGAAUGGUGCAAAAGAUCAGCGCUAAGAGGUUCGAGGAAUUGGAAAAGGAAGUGGGAACGUUGCGCAAUCAACUGGAAAUCAACGCGUACGAUCUGAAGGCUUUCAAAAGGCAGUUGAACAAAUUGGAGAGGAUCGAAAACGAUACGUUGGAGUCGGUGAAGAAACACGACGGAAUGAAAACAAAUCUAAAUCUCGAAGCGGCUAUCGUGCAAUCGACCGCUUUGAAUAAGAAUCUCCUGAAGGAACUCGACGGAUUGAAGCAGAAACUCGGCCAAAUGGAGAACGACACGCGCGAGUUUAACCAAACGCUAAACACGAUUCCUAGAGAAACCAGCGAAGUGCCGAUUUCGCAAAAAACCAUCGAUAGAAUCGCCAGGAAAGUCGCCCAAUCCAUGGCGCAGAAACCGCAAAACGUCAUCGAAAGACCUAGAAAAAAACCCGAGCAAAAAUACCAGCGAAAACCCAAACGGAAAGCGCACGGGGAUAGAUAUCCUUCGUUCUUCGACGUGAUCAAGAAUGACAAACGCCGAAUGGGCUUGCACAGAUCGAAUUUCGAUGCGAUGGAAAACUGCCAAAGUUUCACUAACAUAGCCAAUCUAAGUACACCCAAAUCCAUCCAGACAACUAUAUGCUAUAAUUCAAUCGAUUCGAGCGAAUUAAAACCAUCAAACAACGAUACAUGCGAUGUAAUCGCGGGUAAUAUUAACUCAUACACGAUCACUAUCACGAUUUGCGACUUGGAUCCAACCUAUGAUUACGAUUUCGAAAAUAACCCGGACGUUAUUAACCAAUACGGUAAUCAAGAAUUGCCAUUAGUGGCAAUAAAAAUACCUGUGAGAAGACCAAUCAACCCUAGACCUAUCAUAAAGCCCAUCUAUAAACCUUUAAUCUCAUCACCACUGCAUGAAUCCAUUGGGUCUUAUAAUGGUAAAUACCAAAACUCCAAAAAAAAACCUGCACUUGGACCAACACGUAGACCUAAACCUACCCAUAUGCCCAGGCCCAAACCAACAACACCAAGACCUCUAUAUUACGAUUCAGAUGAACAAUAUCAUCAAACUGAUACAGCUAAUUAUAAUUUACAUUUCUACGAUUAUGACACGCCUAAUUACGACAUUAGUUAUGAAAUUUCCGAAGAAGAUACCAAGAGAAAACGGAUUUUUGCCAAACUCAUCGGACAAGUCGUAAUAAAUCUAUUCAAAAGAGUGAAUGAAUACGAGAAGACAGAUACAUACAAUCGCAACAUAAAGCCAAGGUCCGAGGGUGUACAAAAACAAACUCAAUCGAACGUGACAGCAGUAUCGAUUAUCGAAACUUUGCUGCGAUUAGGCAAUAAAACUUUCCCUUUAGCUAGAAAUCUCACCAGAAAUUAUUUCCGCGCGGAUCCGAAGUAUAAUAAAACAUGGACGAAGAACGAUAGGAUUAUUUUCUUCUUGAAAUAUCUGUAUAAAGGAGCGAUAAAAUCGAUUAAUAACAUCAGCAAGAAAAUUCCUACGUGGCAAAUGCCAAAAAACCUGAACGGUUUGAUGAAAAACAGUUACGACUCAGUCGUUAAAAAUAUAUAUAACACAUUGAAACCUAUGAUGAAGAACACCAAAUCAAGGAAAUCCAGAAGAUGUGAAGUGAAUCCGCCGAAUUAUUUCGACAGCAGAGACACACCGAGGCUAAUCGAAACCCAUCCAAGCUCUUACUCAAAACAUUAUCCAAACUCUUAUCCAGACCCUCAUCCAAGCUCUUAUACAGAACCUCAUUCAAGCUCUAAUCAAAAACCUCAUUCAAACUCUGAUAUAGAAACUCAUCCAAGUUCUUAUGCAGAAUCCCAUCCAAGUUCUUAUGAAAAACCUCUUCCAAGCUCUCACCCACAACCUUAUCCAAAUUCUUAUGCAGAAUCCCAUCCAAGUUCUUAUGAAAAACCUCUUCCAAGCUCUCAUCCAGAACCAUAUUCAAGUUCCUAUGCAGAACCCCAACCAAGCUCCUAUGAAAAACCUCUUCCAAGCUCGUAUCUAAAACCUAACCAAAGUUCUUAUCCAGAACCUCAUUCAAGCUCUUAUCAAAAACCUCAUUCAAACUCUGAUCUAGAAACUCGUCCAAGCUAUUAUGCAGAACCCCAUCCAAGCUCUUAUGAAAAAUAUCAUUCAAGCUUCUAUCCAGAGCCUCAAAAACCUAAUCCAGAUUUACAACAACACAACGUUCCGAACAUCCAGCACAGAUCUGAACCAGUUCAAGAUUAUCUGGAUGAUGGAAGUAUGAUUAGGUAUAUCAAAUUCCCUGUGGAUGAACAACGAUUGGAUGUGUUAAGGAAACUCAUCGAUGGAUCAUGGCGUUUAAGAGAAAAGUCGCUGACCAAGCUUUCUGUUGAAAAACAGACGGAUUAA
This is a messenger RNA of Phyllotreta striolata, 2673 nucleotides long. The record is from the annotation of a GenBank genome assembly. NCBI's taxonomy places the organism in Eukaryota, Metazoa, Arthropoda, Insecta, Coleoptera, Chrysomelidae.